AGCUGGUAUGAGAUAAGCAGCCCUAGCAGUGCCAUGUAUUGGAAAAGCGAUCAGAUGUUUGCGUGUAAACUAGAAGACAAGGACGUGCCGGAGCUGGCAGUUUCCCCUGAGAAGUGCCUGGGGCUCAUGUCGGAAGAGUGCGGGCGGACUGCUGCCCUGGCGGCCGGGAGGACUCGGAAAGGCGCCGGGGAAGAGGGACUGGUGAGCCCGGAGGGAGCGGGGGACGAGGACUCGUGCUCCUCCUCCGCCCCGCUGUCCCCGUCGUCCUCGCCCCGGUCCAUGGCCUCGGGCUCCGUCUGUCCCCCUGGCAAGUGUGUGUGCAACAGCUGCGGCCUGGAGAUAGUGGACAAGUACCUUCUCAAGGUGAAUGACCUGUGCUGGCAUGUCCGGUGUCUCUCCUGCAGUGUCUGCAGAACCUCCUUGGGAAGGCACACCAGCUGUUACAUUAAAGACAAAGACAUUUUCUGCAAACUCGAUUAUUUCAGAAGGUAUGGAACGCGCUGCUCUCGUUGUGGGAGGCACAUCCAUUCUACUGACUGGGUCCGGAGGGCCAAGGGCAAUGUCUAUCACUUGGCGUGCUUUGCCUGCUUUUCUUGCAAAAGGCAACUUUCCACGGGAGAGGAGUUUGCUUUGGUGGAAGAGAAAGUCCUGUGCAGAGUACAUUAUGAUUGCAUGCUGGAUAAUUUAAAAAGAGAAGUGGAAAAUGGUAAUGGGAUUAGUGUUGAAGGCGCCCUCCUCACAGAGCAAGAUGUUAAUCAUCCAAAACCAGCAAAAAGGGCUCGGACCAGCUUUACAGCAGAUCAGCUCCAGGUUAUGCAAGCACAAUUUGCUCAGGACAACAACCCAGAUGCACAGACCCUCCAGAAACUGGCUGAAAGGACAGGCUUGAGCAGGCGUGUGAUACAGGUGUGGUUUCAGAAUUGUAGAGCGCGCCACAAGAAACACGUCAGUCCUAACCACUCCUCCUCUGCCCCAGUCUCUUCUGUCCCGCCCUCCAGGCUGUCUCCACCCAUGUUAGAAGAAAUGGCUUAUUCUGCCUACGUGCCCCAAGAUGGGACGAUGUUAACUGCGCUGCAUAGUUAUAUGGAUGCUCAUUCACCAACAACUCUUGGACUCCAGCCCUUGUUACCCCAUUCAAUGACACAACUGCCAAUAAGUCAUACCUAA
This is a messenger RNA of Phyllostomus hastatus (greater spear-nosed bat), 1167 nucleotides long. It is a transcript of the gene LHX8, whose product is annotated as LIM homeobox 8. Bases 34 to 1167 code for a protein of 377 amino acids. Lineage: Eukaryota; Metazoa; Chordata; Mammalia; Chiroptera; Phyllostomidae. The transcript has 9 exons. Gene Ontology annotation, cellular component: nucleus. Gene Ontology annotation, molecular function: RNA polymerase II transcription regulatory region sequence-specific DNA binding; DNA-binding transcription factor activity, RNA polymerase II-specific. Gene Ontology annotation, biological process: neuron differentiation; forebrain neuron development; regulation of transcription by RNA polymerase II. The record is from RefSeq and is a predicted model, not a curated record.